AUGUAUCGCCCCGCCCUGAGGACUUGCGCAAGGCAAUGCGUCGCCAGGCGCGCCGUUCCCGCAGCGAGGUCUUUCGCCUCGUCGUCCAGCGGCCCGGUCUUUGACUGGGAGGACCCCCUGAACUCCAAGAACCUCUUGACCGAGGAGGAGCUCGCCAUUUCAGAGACCGCCGAGCGGUACUGCCAGGAGCGCAUGCUCCCGCGCGUGCUCCAGGCCUACAGGGACGAGAACUACGACAAGAAGAUCCUCGAAGAAAUGGGUGAGCUUGGUCUUCUCGGAGCGACGAUCGAAGGGUACGGCUGCGCGGGCAUCUCCACCGUCGCCGGAGGCCUCAUCACGAAGGCCGUCGAGAGGGUAGACAGCGGCUACCGCUCCGGCAUGUCCGUCCAGUCUUCCUUGGUCAUGGGCGGCAUCGCAGAGUUCGGCACGGAGGAGCAAAAGGAGAAAUACCUACCCCAGAUGGCCCAGGGCAAGCUCCUCGGCGCCUUCGGCCUGACGGAGCCGAACCACGGUAGCGACCCGGGCUCCAUGGAAACGACGGCCAAACCCCACCCGACCAAGAAGGGCUACUACUCCCUCUCCGGCGCCAAGACGUGGAUCACAAACUCCCCCAUCGCCGACGUGCUGAUGGUCUGGGCCAAGCUCCAGGAGACGGGCAAGAUCCGCGGCUUCCUCGUCGAGCGCUCCCAGUGCCCGCCCGGAACCCUCGAGACCCCGGCCAUCAAGAACAAGAACGGCCUGCGCGCCUCCAUCACCGGCAUGAUCCAGCUCGACGACUGCCCCGUCCCCGCGGCCAACAUGUUCCCCUCCGUCGAGGGCCUGCGCGGGCCCUUCUCCUGCCUCAACAGCGCCCGCUACGGCAUCUCCCUCGGCGUCAUCGGCGCCCUCGAGGACUGCGUCGCCCGCGCCCGCGCCUACGCCCUCGAGCGCAGGCAGUUCAAGAACAACCCCAUCGCCAAGUACCAGCUCGUGCAGAAGAAGCUCGCCGACGCCGCCACGGACGCCGCCUACGGCACCGUCGCCGCCAUCCAGGUCGGCCGCCUCAAGGACGAGGGCAAGGCCACGCCCGAGAUGAUCAGCAUGGUCAAGCGCCAGAACUGCGACCGCGCGCUGCAGAACGCGCGCGUGCUGCAGGAGAUCUUUGGCGGGAACGCCGUCAGCGACGAGUACGGCAUCGGGCGGCACGUGGCGAACCUUUUCGUGACGCAGACCUACGAGGGACAGAGUGAUAUCCAUAGUCUCAUUAUCGGCCGUGCCAUCACAGGCAUCCAGGCUUUCGUAUAA
Colletotrichum karsti is the source of this 1284-nucleotide messenger RNA. RefSeq lists its product as uncharacterized. Gene Ontology annotation, biological process: fatty acid beta-oxidation using acyl-CoA dehydrogenase; fatty-acyl-CoA biosynthetic process. The transcript has 3 exons. Gene Ontology annotation, molecular function: flavin adenine dinucleotide binding; fatty-acyl-CoA binding; glutaryl-CoA dehydrogenase activity. Bases 1 to 1284 code for a protein of 427 amino acids. Gene Ontology annotation, cellular component: mitochondrial inner membrane. Lineage: Eukaryota; Fungi; Ascomycota; Sordariomycetes; Glomerellales; Glomerellaceae. The record is from RefSeq and is a predicted model, not a curated record.